ACGGCAAGCAUGGCGGCGGCUCAUGCGGCAGCGGCGUCCCCCACCCACCGUGCCUCCGUUCAGGCGACGUCGACCCCGCCGUACCCCAGCGCGGCCCGGAUCGCCGACUCCUCCUGCUUCCCCCAGUACACCGCCUCCCUCAAGUGUUUGGAGACCAGCCAAGACAAGAGCAAGUGCCAGCAGCAGUUUGACGAUUAUAAGGAGUGCAAGAAGAAAGAGAGGGAGGCUCGGCUUGAACGAAACCGGAGCCGGACAUUAUUCGGGUGAACAUUGGAGGAGCACUGUGCUGUGAACCGAAGAGUUAAUGCUGGCGAACCAUGACGUGUUUGAUCUCCUGAUGUUACUUUUAAGUUAUUGAAGUUAAAAAUAGUGGAGCACUCUGGGUUCAUAGAGAUGUAAGAACAAGAUGGCACUAGAAAAUCUCUACAAUAAAUUGCUACUCCGAGAAACGACUGUACAUCGAAAGCCUGAAACCGCGUUGUCUUGACGUGGGGUCUUGAUCUUUGUAUUUCGAUGAUGUUUCUUGAUUCUAUGGUAUAUAUAUUUAAUUCUAACGAACGUGUAAGAGAUUAUAUACAAAAUAGCUGGGGAGAAUUCUUCUGAUUGCGAAGUUUCGUGGAACAGAGAGGAUGGUUGGUGGUUGAUCUGUUACAUCGACGUAAGCUACUUCUCAGUUAAGCAUCUCAUCUGAUU
This is a messenger RNA of Lolium rigidum, 693 nucleotides long. RefSeq lists its product as uncharacterized. NCBI's taxonomy places the organism in Eukaryota, Viridiplantae, Streptophyta, Magnoliopsida, Poales, Poaceae. The transcript has 3 exons. The record is from RefSeq and is a predicted model, not a curated record. The coding region runs from base 10 to 267 and encodes 85 amino acids.